CUCUGAAUGACUUGAGGAAAUAUCAAGUAAUAAUGGAACAAGCUGAAAACGAGAACAAUCCGAACUCGCUAACUAUGGUCCAUGGAGCAAGCUCCGAGUCCUACCUGGAAAACGUUCUAUCAGAACCCAGUUUAUCGGGUUUGAAGCGGCUCCGGAUAGCCUCCUGGAUUGAGCUGAGGCUACUGCUUCGACUUGCUGCACCUGCAAUUAUGGUGUACUUGAUAAACAACUCAAUGUCCAUUUCUACUAGAAUAUUUUCCGGACACCUUGGGAAUCUUGAGUUUGCAGCGGUAAGCCUUGGCAAUCAGGGGAUUCAGUUAUUCGCCUACGGCCUCUUGCUAGGAAUGGGAAGUGCAGUUGAAACCCUAUGUGGGCAAGCAUUUGGUGCGGGCAGAUAUGACAUGUUAGGCCUUUAUCUUCAAAGAGCAACUGUGGUUCUUUUCUUCUUUGCUCUCCCAAUAACCCUAGUCUACAUAUUUUCCAAACAAAUCCUUAUCUUCAUCGGAGAAUCCGAAGACGUGGCAUCACUAGCAGCAGUGUUCGUCUACGGCCUCAUCCCACAGCUCUUCGCGUACACAAUCAAUUUCCCUAUACAAAAAUUCCUCCAAGCACAGAGUAUUGUAGCCCCGAGUGCUUACAUUUCAUUGGCUACUCUAGGGGUGCAUUUACUUUUGAGUUGGGUUGCGGUGUACAAGAUUGGUUUAAGGGUGUUAGGGGCAUCUUUGGUAUUGAGCUUAUCUUGGUGGAUCAUUGUUUCGGCCCAGUUUUUGUAUAUAUUGUGGACCCCAAAAUGUAAGUCCACUUGGACUGGGUUUAGUUGGGAGGCUUUUACUGGUCUUUGGGAGUUUGUCAAAUUGUCUAUUGCUUCUGCUGUGAUGCUGUGUUUGGAGACUUGGUACUUUCAGGUACUAGUGUUGGUUGCAGGACUUCUUGAGAACCCUGAACUUGCCUUGGAUGCACUCUCAGUCUGCAUGUCAAUAAACGGCCUGUUAUUCAUGGUUUCAGUAGGGUUCAAUGCAGCUGCUAGUGUUCGUGUAAGCAAUGAGCUUGGAGCAGGGAAUCCUAAGUCGGCAGCUUUCUCGGUUGUCGUGGUUAAUCUUGUUUCUUUCAUAGUCGCCGUAGUGGUUGCCAUCAUUGUACUAUCACAACGUCACGUAAUUAGCUACAUAUUCACGGAUGGUGAAAUAGUGGCCAAUGCAGUCUCGGAUUUGUGUCCAUUCUUAGCCGUCACUCUUAUUCUCAAUGGGGUCCAACCGGUCUUGUCAGGGGUGGCUGUUGGAUGUGGAUGGCAAGCAUUUGUCGCCUACGUAAAUAUUGGGUGUUACUACAUUGUGGGAGUUCCAAUUGGUUGUCUUCUUGGCUUCAAAUUUAACCUUGGAAUUAAGGGAAUAUGGUCGGGAAUGAUAGGAGGAACAAUGAUGCAAACCAUCAUUUUGCUCUGGACAACAUUUCGAACCGAUUGGAAGAAAGAGGUGGAGAAAGCAAGAAAACGUUUGGAAAAGUGGGAAGAAAUAAAAGAGCCAUUACUGAAGGAGAAGGGCCUAAAAUGAUUAUACCGUUAUAGUCUUGCCCAGCAAAUCUCAUAAGAACCAGGAUUCUCACCUUAAUUGAGAUCUCAAUCAUUGAUUUUGUAAUAGGUUUUUUCUCAUCCAACUGUUGGCUUAUUAAGAUUCAAUCAUUUCGUUUUUUUUCCAAGUUUGUUCUUCGUUAAAAUAAAAUUUAAAAAUUCAUGAAAGCAGUAGUUAAGAUGUAAAA
Olea europaea var. sylvestris is the source of this 1755-nucleotide messenger RNA. Its product is annotated as protein DETOXIFICATION 40-like. Gene Ontology annotation, molecular function: antiporter activity; xenobiotic transmembrane transporter activity. The record is from RefSeq and is a predicted model, not a curated record. Bases 33 to 1550 code for a protein of 505 amino acids. The transcript has 7 exons. Lineage: Eukaryota; Viridiplantae; Streptophyta; Magnoliopsida; Lamiales; Oleaceae. Gene Ontology annotation, biological process: xenobiotic detoxification by transmembrane export across the plasma membrane. Gene Ontology annotation, cellular component: membrane.